Molecule: messenger RNA, 1591 nt
Organism: Oncorhynchus gorbuscha (pink salmon)
Lineage: Eukaryota; Metazoa; Chordata; Actinopteri; Salmoniformes; Salmonidae
Product: lipase member H-like
Exons: 11
Coding region: 158-1525 (455 amino acids)
Biological process (GO): lipid metabolic process
Molecular function (GO): lipase activity; carboxylic ester hydrolase activity
Source: RefSeq, a predicted model, not a curated record
CUCUCUCUCUCUCCCUUCCUUCCUCCCUCUCUCUCUCUCUCCCGCCUCAAUCUCUGUUUUACUACGAGCUCCCAGUCUUUCCUCUCUCAGACAAGGCUCGCUCUAGUAUUGUCCGGUCUUCUCUCCCUCCUUCUUUCCCUCUGUCUUUGGUUGUAGGAUGUUACUCUGGCGACUCUUUGGUCUGAUAGGCUUCCUAACGCUUUGCAAAGGCCAGGAUAGUGGUGUAGGUGCACUGUGUGAUGACUUUACAGACCUGGACUUCCAUGAGAGCUUCCUCGGGACCACCCUGAACAUUAAGCUGCUGCUCUACACCAAGUAUAACCUACGCUGCGGCAGAGAGUUGAACCACCACCAGCUGUCCUCCCAGCCACUCUUCAACCUCUCCCUGCCCACGGCUUUCGUCAUCCACGGCUACCGGCCCACCAGGCCCCCUCCGUUCUGGGUGGACCACGUCGUCCAGCUGCUGUCUGAGCAGGAGGACAUGAACAUCCUGGUAGUGGACUGGAACAGAGGAGCUGCUAACCUCAACUACUUCACUGCUGUGACCAACACACGACAGGCUGCCAACAACCUCACCGGCUUCAUACUCAACAUGCAGGCAGAGGGAGCGCCUCUGAGUUCGGUCCACCUGAUUGGGUCGAGUCUGGGAGCUCACCUGGCUGGGUUCGUAGGAGCAAACCUGAAGGGCAAGAUUGGCCGCAUCACAGGUCUGGACCCAGCAGGGCCCAUGUUCACUGGAGCGACACCUGAGGAGAGACUUGACCCUUCAGACGCCAUGUUUGUAGAUGUACUACACACUGACAUCAACUCGUUUGGUCUCAGAGGUCAACAUGGUCAUAUUGACUAUUACGCCAACGGAGGAUCUGACCAGCCAGGCUGCCCCAAGACCAUCUUCUCAGGGAGGUCAUAUUUCAUGUGUGACCACCAGCGCUCUGUGUUCCUGUACCUGUGUGCUCUCAACCGAACCUGCAGUCUCACAGCCUACCCCUGCUCCUCCUACAGCGACUUCCUGGAUGGCCAGUGCCUGCAGUGUGAGGCUUUUAAGCCCGCACCCUGCCCUAUGCUAGGUUAUGACGUCAGCAGGUGGAGGGAUAUUCUGCUGCGAUUGGGUCAGACCAAGGUAUACUUCACCACCACUGCCACGUUGCCCUAUAAAAAGGUCAGCUACAUGGUGGACAUGGUGACAUGGAACCGGUACCCUCGCUGGGGAGUCCUCAUCCUCAGACUCCACAGGGGCAGGAACUUCACUGAGGCACGCAUUGACCAUAAGCUGUUCAGGUUUGAGCAGUACACCUCCACCCGUCUGUUGGUCCAGUUUGAUGAGGACCUUCAGCCCAUCCAGAAGAUAUCCCUCAGCAUUGCUACCAGAAACGUGAUAGGCCCUCGCUACAAAAUCCGGCUAAUCCGCAUCCGCCUCGCCCCCCUGGAGCAACCCGACAGGCCACUAAUGUGUCGCUAUGACAUCAUCAUGGAGGAGAAUAUUGAGGUGGCGUUCCGCCCUCUGCCCUGCGACCCUCGCCUCUGAGCCACCACCAGAGGGCCUCCCCAGCCACACACCCAGAUGAACCACAAGGGGCAAACAGUUGACAUC